AUGUUCGCCGUCACCGCUGUGGUUCUCGCCUUGUCGGCAACGAGCUCGCAGGCUUUCUUCUUCGGCGGCGGUUCUUCUUGCGGAUGUUCGGCGCCGCCAGCUUGCCCUCCACCACCGCCACCAGCGCCGUGCGGCGGAGGUGGUGGCUACGCGGCUGCGCCAGCUCCGAUCGCCUAUGCUCCAGCUCCGGCCUAUGCUCCGACUUAUUCUCAAGGACCAGUUGCUGUUCCAAGCUAUUCGGCUCCAGCUCCAGCGGUUAGCUAUGGAUCCUCGUAUGCCGCUCCACAAGUUUAUGCGCCACAGGCUCAACCUAUUGGUGGAGGAGGUUAUGCCGCCCCAGUGAAGCGAAAUGUUGAUCAUGAAGACACCGGUGUUGAUCAAUCCGAAGGAUAUCGUCGUGUGAAGCGCGACGAUGAAGCCGUAUUCGAUCCAAAGUGCAAUUCCGAAGAUUUGAAGACGAUCAUCCUGCAAAACAUUAGCGAGAAUACCGCCGAAUCCAAGAGAAAAAUUCAAGCGGCUGCCGCUGAUGCCAUCGGCGGAAGGGUUGAUGUUAUCUGUUCUCGCAGCACGUUCUCCUACAUUGUCAACACCGAGUUAUACUGCGAGACGGAACAAAACGGAACGACAUGUUUCGCCUUCAAACAAUCCUCAUAA
This is a messenger RNA of Caenorhabditis bovis, 654 nucleotides long. NCBI's taxonomy places the organism in Eukaryota, Metazoa, Nematoda, Chromadorea, Rhabditida, Rhabditidae. The record is from the annotation of a GenBank genome assembly.